This is a messenger RNA of Anopheles coustani, 1702 nucleotides long. RefSeq names its product putative ATPase N2B. Gene Ontology annotation, cellular component: mitochondrion; cytoplasm. The transcript has 6 exons. The coding region runs from base 125 to 1516 and encodes 463 amino acids. Gene Ontology annotation, molecular function: ATP hydrolysis activity; ATP binding. The record is from RefSeq and is a predicted model, not a curated record. Lineage: Eukaryota; Metazoa; Arthropoda; Insecta; Diptera; Culicidae.
UGCGAUCAAACGUUGACGUCGUCGCCGUCCGCGUUUGCUCGCUUAGUGCUAGUAACCGUUUUACCUUACAUAAUAUGAAAGAACUUGACCCACAUCCUUGCGCCAACUACCUGCAGUAUACACCAUGUUGUUGCUGACGAAAGCAUCCGUUUCCUGCCUGUUGAAGCACGGUCCUUCUUCGGUGUGUCCAGUGUCCUGUGGUGUACGCUUCCUUAGUCCAAAUGCCCCCGCCACCGCCGUGUCGGCCGUGUCCGCGCUCGGCAAAACCCCCGUCGAGGUGUUGCAAGAGAAGCUCGAGCAUGGCGAAAUUCAACCCGACCCCCACCAGCAUCGACUCACGGAGGCACUGCAGGUAGUGUAUGAUAGUAUUAAAACGUACAGCCCGCCUAAACCGAGCACUGGCUUAGGGAAAUGGUUCAGCUUUGGCAAACCCCAGAAGGUCGACGCACCCAAAGGACUCUACAUUUACGGCAGCGUUGGCGGGGGGAAAACGAUGCUAAUGGAUAUGUUCUACGAUUGCUGUGCGAUUGAUCGAAAACGUCGAGUGCACUUCAAUUCGUUUAUGACAGAUGUGCAUACGAAAAUACACGAUAUCAAGUCCAAACACGUCCGCGACGCUAGCAACAGUAAACCGCAACCCUUCGACCCAAUUAAACCGGUGGCCGAGCUGAUAACCGAGGAUUCAUGGUUGAUUUGCUUCGAUGAAUUUCAGGUCACAGACAUAGCGGACGCCAUGAUCUUGAAGCGGCUAUUCACUUAUCUCUUCAAUAACGGCGUGAUUGUGGUAGCCACCAGUAACCGUGCCCCCGACGAUCUCUACAAAAACGGACUACAGCGAAGCAACUUCGUGCCGUUCAUUGGCGUACUAAAGCAUCACUGCAACGUGGUGACGCUCGAUAGUGGGGUCGAUUACCGGACGGCGGCACUGAAGGGGGAAAGUAAACACUACUUCGAUAAAUCACAAGGAGAUGCCAACGACUCAAUGGACAAACUGUUCAAAGUGCUUUGUUCCCAGGAGAAUGAUAUGAUACGACCAAAAACCUUUACGCACUUUGGAAGGAACAUUACUUUUGCUAAAACCUGCGGCCAGGUGCUGGAUAGCACAUUUGAAGAACUCUGUGAUAGGCCUCACGGUGCUAGCGAUUUCCUUCAAAUUUCACAAUUCUUUCACACGGUCCUCAUACGAGAUGUCCCGCAACUAAACUUAAAGCUAAAAUCCCAAACUAGAAGAUUUAUUACGCUAAUUGAUACGUUGUAUGACAGCCGCGUUAGGCUAGUCGUAUCGGCGGAUGUACCGUACAAGUUUCUAUUUUCUAACGAAAAACCAGACGAUAUGCACACCUCCGAUGAGCAUCGAAUGCUGAUGGACGAUCUGAAAAUCACCAAAGAAUCGUCGGACGCUAGCUCGAAUAUUUUCACCGGUGAGGAAGAGGCUUUCGCUUUUGAGCGAACCGUAUCACGGCUGGCGGAAAUGCAGUCCGCCGAAUACUGGACGCUGUGGGAGAAGCAUCGCUAGAACUAGAAACAAUGUCCUAUGCGAUAAAGGAAGUAACAGAGCAGCACGAUACUAUUCAAGAUAUGUAUGUACUUAACUUUGCCUUAGUCAGUUGAAUGUACAUACAAGAUAUAAUUGUAAAUUUAGCUACCAACAAAUUGAAUGUGAAAUAAAUUAUUUUAUUUAUGUUUUGCCUUGACUGCAAUU